Biomphalaria glabrata is the source of this 7023-nucleotide messenger RNA. Its product is annotated as antiviral innate immune response receptor RIG-I-like. The transcript has 23 exons. NCBI's taxonomy places the organism in Eukaryota, Metazoa, Mollusca, Gastropoda, Planorbidae. The record is from RefSeq and is a predicted model, not a curated record. Gene Ontology annotation, molecular function: ATP binding; nucleic acid binding. Bases 116 to 4243 code for a protein of 1375 amino acids. Gene Ontology annotation, cellular component: cytoplasm.
CUCUAGACUCUAGACUCUAUAACUAGUAACAAUAUUUUAGACUCGACUAAUCUAGAUUUCUAGAUCUAGACUCUAGAUUAUGACUAUGAGAUUAUAAGGAGUCCUACUGUAAGAUAUGGCUGAAAUGGAGCACUGUAAAGGAGCUGUCAUAGAGGCCCUGAAAGAAACAUUUUUGAAAUAUUUACAGCCAAAAGUAAUCCUUGAAAAAUUUAUUGCCCUUGGAAAACUAAAAGCAAAAGAUUUUGAUCAAACUGAGGAUGAUAGAGAACAAUUGGUGCAGCUGUUUUUAGAGUGGCUUCUUGAUAACAAUGAAAGUACUCAGCUGGUUGAGCUCUUUGUUUCAUCAUUGAAGGAGAAUUUAAAAGAAUCAAUGGUAAUUGGAAGCACACACAGAGGAAAUGGUUUACAAAGACCUUUUUAUGAAUACUUUCCUGAUGUUUUUAAUAUGAUUGGUGGUACUUUGAUACAAGCUCUCAACAGAGAAGAUUUAGAUUACAUCUUUGAUAAAAUGAUGGCCUUAAAUCUUCUUUUAAAGCAAAAGUUAACAAAUAGUGAAAAGGAAAAAAGUGAUUAUGUGUACUGCUUACAGUUAUUCAAUUCAGUUAGAGCACGAAAGCCAGAUUGGCCCUUUCACUUUAUUGACAUUAUAGCAACCAGAAAACCAGAAAUUCUGGCUUUGUACAAUGAGGAAAAAAAUACUAUAGAAUUACAAGCUCUCAACGCAUCAACAAUUAGUGAAUCUUCCUCCUCCACAUGCAAUACUAAAGAGAGCAAUAGUUCUGAUACUUUAAAUGGCACCAAGAAUGCUGCAGAUUCUUCAAUCUCUGGUAUCAAUCAGGCAGAUAUUGACUUACAGCUAAAAGCUCUCAAUGCAUCAACAAUUAGUGAGUCUUCCUCAUUGACAUGCAAUACUAAAGAGAGAAAUAGUUCUAUCUUAGAUCACUCAGAGAAGGAUGCACCUACACAGCCUUCAAUCUCUGAUUCACAGUUAAAAGUUCUCAAUGCAUCGACAAUUAAUGAAUCGUCCUCCUCCACAAGCAAUACUAAUGAGAGCAAUAGUUCUGAUACUUUAGAUCACACCAAAAAUGCUGCAUCUACACAUUCUUCAAUUUCCAGUAUCAAUCAGGCAGAUACUACUAGUACAGUAGCUGGCAACGCUUUGCCAGAAGAAUAUGGUUCUCAAUUAGGUGUUAUCAACAUUUCAUCUGCUGGGGAAACUUUGCCUUCUGUUGAAUCUACAGCUUCUACUAGCAAUAUUGAAAAUGAGAAUUAUUGUGCAAAUGUAAAUCAUACCACCAGCACUGAAUCUUCCUAUCCUUCAAUAACUUCUGUUGCUACUGAUGAAGACAUCACUAAGAAUAAAUCUACAAUAAAAAACUUAGAAACUGGAAUGCAAAAAAUUGGUAUUUCUGUACCUCAUCCAAUAUCAGAUGACUAUAAGCCCAAGAGAGUUGUAGGCCCUGCAAGUAUAGCAUCAAGUGGCUUUUCAUCACUUGCUGAAUUAUCUUGGGAUUACACAGACACCAAAAGUAAUCUCUCAGGUAAAAGAGAGAUAACUGUAGAAGAGAGAAAUUCACCUGAAGUAAACUCAUUGUUGAAAAAUGGAGUAAUUGAUGAGAAUUUACUGAAAGUUGAAGAACAUGACAACAAACCAACUCAUAUCCAUGAUGCACAUAAUUCUGACAGUGAAAAUGAUUUGGAUGAUAGUGAAACCUUAAAUUUAGGUGUAAAAAAAUUGAUAGCAGAUUCUGAAGCUCCUCCACUGAACCUACGCCAGUAUCAGCUAGAGCUUGCAACUUAUGCUGUCCAAGGUUUCAACACAGUUAUUUGUGCACCUACUGGAUCAGGAAAAACUAGAGUAGCUACGCAUAUUAUACUGGAACAUCUCAAAAAAGAUAAAAGAAAAACUGUUGCCUUCCUGACCAGAACAAUACCUUUAACAAUGCAGCAGUACAAAGUUUUGAGCAAAGCAUUAUCUAAUUAUUCUGUUACACACAUCACAGGCCAAAGUCAAGACAGCUUGGAACUCAAAACUUUUGUUAAAAGAAAUGACGUAGUUGUCCUGACACCAAUGAUUCUGGUCAAUCACUUGAGAAGCAAAUCUGUACGCUUGCGCAACUUCUCCUUACUGAUCUUUGAUGAAUGUCAUCAUACUAGAAAAGAUGAACCUUACAACCUUGUGAUGUUCAUGUAUUUAAAGACCAAGUUUAAAGGCAGCGAGAAAAUGCGGUCUAAUCUACCUCAGAUUGUUGGCUUAUCAGCAACCAUUGGAAUUGACAGAGCCAGGAAUGUAACAGAAGCAUCAGACAACAUUUUAAAAAUAUGUGGCAAUCUGGAUGCUCCUUACUUAUCCACUGUCAAGAAAAAUAUAGAAGAGCUUAUCAGGCUUGUUCCUAUACCACAAGAAUUUGAUUUUCAGCUGAAAGAAAGAGAUGCUAAUGAUGCAUUGAAUAGAGUAAUGUCUGUCAUGUCAAAGCUGGAGAAACAUGCUGAAUAUGCUUCAAAUGAAUUGAAUGAUACAGAAAUCAAAGAUUUAGUUAAAAAUGCACCAAGAAAUAAAAAAAGUCAGGAUUAUGGCAAAUGGACUGUUGACCUGAAGAGUGCUGCUAAAUCAGUGCCCAUAGAUGACAAAUAUCGUGAAACAAAGGAGCCUGUUAGGACACUUAUUAUAAUUGCUGAUUAUCUUUGGAAUUACAAUGUUGCAUUGGAAUCUCACGACUUAGUGGAGUUGAGAGAUGUAAUGGAUUAUUUGAAAAAAAGAUUUGAAAAAUUUAGUAACAAAAAACAAAGAACUGAAAAUGAAGAUACCUUUUAUUUAUAUUUUCAAGAUCUUAUAGACCUUGUGAAACAAAGAUCCGAAGAGGGUAAUCCUAACUUGAGUACACUUGCAAAGAUUCUUCUAAUAAAUAUAGUUAAAAAGGGAAGUGAUUCACGAGGUAUUAUCUUUGUAAGAACAAGAGCACUGGCUGAAGCUUUAUCAUCAUGGCUAAAGAGAUGUGGUAUUCCAGAAUUAGAAGAGUUAAAUGCUUCUGUUUUUACAGGCACCAAUGCUAAAGCAGAGGAAGGAGGUAUGUCUCAAGUUCAACAAGAGGACACUAUCAGAGAGUUUCGUGCAGGGACAAUUAAGGUUUUGGUAGCAACCUCAGUGGCUGAAGAGGGUCUAGACAUUCCAGAUUGCAAUCUGGUUGUUAAAUAUAAUCAUGUGGGAAAUGAGAUUACCACAGUACAAACAAAAGGUCGUAGCAGAAAGCGUGGUGGAGUUGCUUACCUUUUAGGUAUGGACAAUAUUUUAAGAAAAGAAUAUGUCAACAGAGAAAAGGAAAAACUAAUGAAAAAAUCUUUUGUCAAAAUUGAUGAUAUGAGUUUGGAAGAAAGAGAAGCUUUUAUUAAAAAAUACCAACUGGAGAUUAUUCAGGAAGCAGAGAUUGAAGAAGCUUUAGCUGCCAGAAGAAAGAAACAGUUCAAAGAUGUCGAUUUUACAAUGGUUUGCUCUCUGUGUCGAAAAAUUAGCAUAGAAAAAAAAAAUAUCCGCUUAAUAUUUGACAAGUUUAGAGUUUCAAUAGACAGAGAAAUAUUAAAAGGACAAUUUAUGGAGUGUAUUCCUAUGAGGUCACAAUUCAUAGAUGAGAUGGAACUAAUUGGCCCAGUGUUCUGUAGAGGGCAGCCUAGAGAAGGAGUAAUUUGUGGUCAUAAACUUGGCACAAUGGUCAAAUAUGGUGGUCUUCAUUACUUUGCUAUAGGAAUAAAAAAUUUUGGAUUUUACAAAAACAGUCAAGAGAAACUGGAACACUACAAAAUGUGGAAGAGUGUCCCCUAUUUCGUUGAAGAUUUGAGCCAUGAUGACAUAAAAAAAUAUGCUGAUAUACCUCUUGAAGAUAGCAAUGCAGUUGACCCUGAGGAUGAUGAAGAUUCUAGUGAUGAUGAUGAUAACAUAAAAAAGAACAGAAUUCCUCUGAUUGUCCAGAGUAAAAAAACUACUGAAGAUGAAUUAAGGGAUAUUACAACACAUCCAGAGGAAAGUCCAGGUGAUGUUAGGAACUCUGUUACACACAGUGACAUACAGUCUUUGAAACCUACACCAGUGACUGGAUCAUUGGCAGAGAAAGUAGAGUCUGAAUUAGGAAAAUCUCCUUCCUUGACUUCAAAAAUGGAGGAUGAAAUAAAAACUGAAAAGAGCCCAACUCUAUCAAGUGUGGCUUGUAGUGAGAGUGGAAGUGAAGACUCAUUACAAAGUGGAGAAUGAUUGAAAAGCUCAUUGUUCUAACAAAUAAUAAUAAAAAAAAGUAAAGUUUCCUAUUCAGACCUUGUGAUAUAGUUCAUUUUAAAGUUAAGUAGCUCUUCAAUGAAGAGAAACAAAUUGUGGCUUGAAAUGCAUUGUGGUUGUGAAAUGUUUUUAAAUUUUGAUAUUUAUAUCCUGUAAUUUUAUGAAUCUAUAAAUAAUGAGCUCUACGUUAGGCUCAUCAGAGAAGACUGUGAUGAAACAAUCAACAUGAACUUAACAUUAACUAAGAGGUUACUUAAUCCACACCUCCCUCCUUCAUUGCCAUUUGUUGUUUUUGAUUACUCAAAUUUCAAAAUGAGAUAUUAUGUACAUUGUUCUAAUUAGAGCAAGAUGUACAACUAGUACAAUACUCUUAAUUGUAUAUGAAUUCAAGCAUGUGUAUAUUUUUUAUAGGUGAUAUGGUGUCUGGGCAAGUAUUGAAAGGUCAAAACUCCCCUAACCCCUUCCCCCCACACCUGUUGUGCAGAAAAUAUUUUUUUGGGAUCCAAAAUCAUGAAUAAACUAUGUUUCUCUCUCUUAGCAUUAUUUGUACAAAUUACUUAAGUCUUCAAUCUAAUCUUUUCAAUUUUGAUGACACUGUUGGGUGCCAUUUCUGGUACUUAUAACUAAAUAGUUUUUGAUUGUUUGAGGUGCUGCUGUUAAGUGCUUGCAGUGUGGACUGUAAAGACAACAAUAUCGAAUGGUGAUUGUACUCCUUCAUAUACUUUGUUUUUGACUGUCUGCAACGACCAUAACAAUGAAAUGAAAAAAAGUUUUUUUGGCUUGUAACUACAGCAGCUAUUCUAUUUUUAUUUGGCAAAACUGUAUUCUUUGAUUACUUCUGUAAAUAAAAUAAAAAGUAAUUUAAAAUAAAUAAAUGUAAACCAUUAUUAUCUUUUUGUUUUAAAGCAAGACAUAAAUAAAAUACAUUUUUUGAUAUGCAUAUGUGUUAAUUUGUGUUAUUGUAUUAUUUAAAAAAUAUUGUUCUCAUAUAUUUUUUUGGUGUUACAUAGGUAGGAAAAUGUCACCUAAAAAUAUAUCUACAGUUAUUGUCCAUUAACAGGUUAGAAAAUCCAGGAAAUUUUAACCAGUGUUAUUAACAGCUUUAAAACAAAUAUAUCAAAACUUAUGCAGUGACAUCAUUAAUCACCUAAAUUAACAUCUUAGAUUUUAAUAUGUGGCAAUAUUGUUAAUACUUUUCAAUGUAUGUGAUAUGUCAUGAAAAUGUGUUCACACCAUUGUAUGUAUUAUUAUUUUUUAUUUACCACAAAAACCACUCUCUAUUUUUUUUUAAGCACAAUAAAGUCUACUAUUUGUUUUGACUUGUAAUUAUUUUUACAGGACCUCACACAAAUAUUGCUGUAGUAUCAAAAGUGUACUAUUAUAGUAUAAGAUAUAAUGAAAGAUGUCAUUUUUUAGAUUUCUCUAUGUAUUUUAAAAGUUCCUUAGCCAACUUAAAAAAAUAUAUAAUUAUGUAGCUAUUCAUUUUGGGGAAAAAAUGUUUUUAGUUUUCUUUGGUCUGUCUGUCCAUCUGUCACAUUAAGAUCUCAAAAACUAGAACAGAUAUUUAGCAGCUUGCAAAUUACUGGUACAACAGCAACCUUUUAUCUUCAAAAGCAAACCAUUUUGUUUUCAAAAGUAAAUAUGCUUGCCUUUUUGUUUCAUAAAAAUACACCAUUUGAAAAUUAUUACUACUUUAUUAUUAAUAGUAAAACAAAUCACAGGCUGUAUUAAGUAAGGGAAGCAAUUUUUAUGAAAAUUUUUUAAACAUUCAUGCAAACGGUUUUGUUAUUUUUCCAAAUAAUGUUAUAAAAAAUAUUUAUGUUACUAAAUGUGUGGGGUUUUUUUUUGUUAUAUAAGCCACUUACCAAUUUACAUAACAUAUUUAUUUUUGUUUUAAAAAGAAAGAUUGCAUUUUGUUAGUAUAUAAUUGAAACUAUUUUAAACCAAAUAUUAAGAAGUGCUAUUUACUACUAAUGAUGCCCUAUUCACAAUAGCCCCUAUUCAUUUAGACUCUUAACUAAAGAGAAUGAUUUCUUCCAGAAGCCAUGAAUGGCCCUUCAACUAGCAACAAUUAGAUAAUCAUUUAAUAACAUCUGUUAGGCCAUAUUUAUACUAAACUAGAUCUUUGUAACAAUCAGUUUUCACUUAAUAAAUAUGAAUAUUAGCAAAGCAAUAACAAUGGGAAUUAGUUAUAUAACUUCGUUUUCUGCAGUAUCACACCCUCCUCUGGCCUAACAAAACAAUAUUGUCAACACUUUGUUCUGCAACCCAUUUAUAGGGUGGAGGCUUGAGGUAAAUUGAUGAUGUUGAUAGUUUGUAGCCAUAAUUUCUGACAUUCAUGCUGAAAUUAUUGAAACCUGAAUUUUUACCUUACUGUGUAGACCAUUUCGCCCCCCUCUGUAUAAAAUCUUUUUCUCUCGUUUGUUUGUUGAGCUGUAAUACAUAUAGUUUAUAAUUACCUACGUUAUUUGAUUGUUUAACAACUAUAAAAUGAGUUUCUAUUAAAUUUUAAAAGUCAGUUGUUUAUUACAAUUUAUCUACAUUUUACUGGGUUUACAUAGACAUCUGAUCUCUGCACACAUACUUAAUCUUUGGAUUCGAAGACAUUGCCAUUAAUAUAUAGGUUGUUUUUUUUCAACAAUGCAACCAUAAGUAAAUUACACUGUUUUUUUUAAUGGAUUAAAACUUGAAAACGUAUCAUUAAUUAAAAGCAAAAGCCUAUAAUGAUCUCCUAUUUAAUAAAAUUCUUCUUUGUGAAA